GGAUGGAGACAAGGGCAGGAGAUGCGGGGGCCGGCCCAGGGGCCCGUGCAGGGCUCUCCCGGGCACUGCCGGCGCUCCCAGCCCAGUGAGGGGCCGGCCCGGCCCGGGGGAGGAGCGGGGCGGGCUCAGGUGUGCCCGGCCCUGCCCGCGGCCCGGGAUGCGCUGAGCGGCCGGAGAAGGAAGGCAAUGGAGCCUCCGGAGACCAACAGCAGCUGCAGCAAUGGGUCUCUGAUCACCAUUUCCUGCCUUUCCCACCGGGUCGUGUGCCAAGUGAUUGGCAGUGCUGUCCCAGCUGUCCCUGUCCAGGACAAUGGGACUUCAGAUAGCUCCUGGAUAACUCGGCUGGAAAACAAUUAUGGGUUCUACAUCGGCCUGGGCUUGGCUGUCUUCUCCAGCUUCCUCAUCGGGAGCAGCGUCAUCCUCAAGAAGAAGGGGCUGCUACGGCUGGUGGAGAAGGGAGGCACCAGGGCAGGAGAUGGAGGCCAUGGCUACCUGAAGGACUGGCUCUGGUGGGCUGGCCUGUUAACCAUGGGUGGAGGGGAAGCUGCCAACUUUGCUGCCUAUGCCUUUGCUCCUGCAACAAUUGUCACGCCUCUGGGGGCUCUCAGCGUGCUCAUAAGUGCCAUUCUGUCCUCGUAUCUGCUUGGAGAGCGGCUCAACCUGCUGGGCAAGCUGGGCUGCCUGCUGAGCCUGGUGGGCAGCACUGUGAUGGUCAUCCACGCCCCGGAGGACGAGGAGGUCACCACUCUGGAGGAGAUGACCGCCAAGCUGAGGGAGCCGGGUUUCCUGGCUUAUGGAGCCAUCCUGCUGGCUCUCUGCUUCCUCCUGAUCUUCUACCUGGCCCCCCGUUACGGCCAGAGCAACAUCCUCAUCUACCUCACCAUCUGCUCCGUUAUCGGCGCCUUCUCCGUGUCCUCGGUCAAGGGCUUGGGGAUUGCCAUCAAGGGCUUCUUUGCUGGCCAGCCUGUGCUGCAGCACCCACUGACCUGGAUCCCGGUCAUCACGCUGGUGGCAUCCAUCACCACGCAGAUCAACUACCUCAACAAGUCCCUAGACAUUUUCAACACCUCCUUGGUGUUCCCCAUAUACUAUGUGCUGUUCACCACCAUCGUCAUCACCACCUCCAUCAUCCUCUUUAAGGAGUGGGUCACCAUGACCGUGGUUGACAUCAUUGGGACUGUCUGUGGCUUCCUCACCAUCAUUUUGGGGGUGUUUUUGCUCCAUGCUUUCAAAGACAUGGAUGUCAGUUUAGGGAAUUUACCCCAAGUCCUUCAGAAUGAACAGCCAGCGCCGGUCACCAGAGAUGACAAGAACAUCCUGAUAGAGGUGGACAACUCCAGCAUCGGCCCAGAGGAUAAACCCAAAACACUCGCAUGAGCUCUAAAAUACACACCAGCGUCUCAAGAGGAGGUGAGAGACAAGGACUCUGCUCAUCCAUGUUUAAUCACUUGCUCUUCAAAUAAGGGGACAAGAAUAUUGGUGAAUAUGGGCAAAACAAGGUGAAU
Messenger RNA from Prinia subflava (tawny-flanked prinia), 1505 nucleotides. It is a transcript of the gene NIPAL4, whose product is annotated as NIPA like domain containing 4. Lineage: Eukaryota; Metazoa; Chordata; Aves; Passeriformes; Cisticolidae. Gene Ontology annotation, molecular function: magnesium ion transmembrane transporter activity. The record is from RefSeq and is a predicted model, not a curated record. Bases 22 to 1377 code for a protein of 451 amino acids. The transcript has 7 exons. Gene Ontology annotation, cellular component: membrane. Gene Ontology annotation, biological process: magnesium ion transport.